GGAUUACAGCGGGAGGAAAGGCAUCACCUCCGAGCAUAUCGGCCUCGUCAAGACGAAUUGGAGGCGUGUAAUGAUUUGAAACUCAUCCUGAAAUAUCUGUGGACUGUGCUGACCGUGCUGAGAUGAGUGGUUCGGCGAGGCGGACCUUGGAAACACCUACAUGGCCAUCACGACUGAAGUGGUGUUCGCCGACAGGUGGAAUGCACGUGCAACCUUCACAGACUGACAGAUUGAGUGAUAACAGACACUGGAGACCCUCCAAGCGAUGGCUGGUGACCGCCUGCCACCAUUCACAGGCUGUCACACAAGGAGCCCUGGGAGUAACCUUGCUGGAAGCCCCGCGGGCCGCAGUGUGUGGCUGGCGUUAUACAGUCCCCAGCCAUCGCCUGGAGACAUCAGUGUCUGUUAUCACUCACCUUAGGUAGUCUGUGAAGGUUCAGUCAUCACAGGUGCACGUGUAUCUUACCUGUGAUCAUUGCAACACCGGCAGCCACAGACUCCUGCCCAAGGAACGAACACAGAUACUUCUGAGAACACCGACAUUAGCGGCAGCGAAGGUCAAUAAACUGUCUGGUUGGCGUGCCGGUAUCUUCGUGAUAAACUCCACGUGACGCGCCGCUUCACGAGUGCUGCGGACCCAUCGGGUGUAUGAUCUGAUUAGCAGCAGGUGCAGACUCCGCGGUGAGCGACCCCGACAGAUGGAAGGGCAGCGUCUACAAGAUGGUUUGGCAGGACAUGCUUGUCUAUGUCUUGCUGUACUACGCCAUUUCCCUCGUGUACCGCUUCGCUCUGACAGAGGAGGAAAGGAGAGUGUUUGAGAAAGUGUCCAUCCAUGUCAGCCACUUUAGGAAUCUGAUUCCCAUAUCGUUCGUGCUCGGUUUCUACGUGAGCGUCAUCGUAACCCGCUGGUGGGGCAUGUACACGUCCAUGCCCUGGCCGGACACUGCGGCCAUCCUGCUGGCCACGCACAUCCAGGGGGAGGGUUCGCGGGCACGGCUGGCCCGCGUGACCGUGGCUCGCUACGUCAACAUGGGCAUCGUGAUGACCUUCACCAUGGUAGCGCCUGCCGUCAAGGCGAAGUUUCCGGGAUACCAGGAACUGCUUGAGGCAGGUUUUCUAACGGAAAAUGAAAAGGAAAUUCUAGAACUUCUCGACCGCAAAAGCAUGCAGCACAAGACCUACCUUCCUUUUCUGUGGGCCUGUCGCGUCGUGGACCAGGCCAGGAGGGAAGGGCUGAUCAAGGACGCGCUGGCACAGAAAGCGGUGACUGACGAGAUCCUGCGCCUCCGAGGGUGCUGCGGGGAACUGCUUGGCUGGGACGACUACAACAUCCCGCUGGUCUACACACAGGUGGUGACCAUCGCCGUGUACACGUUCUUCCUGUUCUCGGUGUUGGGGGAACAGUUCCUCGACCCUGCACAGAAAUACCCAAACAACAUCAUCGACCUCUAUGUCCCAAUAUUCUCUCUCCUACAAUUCUUCUUUUACAUCGGCUGGCUGAAAGUGGCAGAGUCCCUGAUCAACCCCUUUGGAGAAGACGACCACGACUUUGAGUUCGCGUCCUUGGUUAGCCGCCACCUCGAGAUGACAUAUCUGCUGGCCGACGCCCAGGAGCCAGAGAUUCCCCUCCUGGUCAAGAACAAGGCCUGGUACUCCGCCCCGAGCGAAGAAACAGAGGAGAGAAUAGAGCCGCCCACCCGCUCCGCCUUCUUACUGGCUGACCAAUUCUCGCCUCAUAGAGAAGUCGUCUAGGAGAGGGUUUAACCAGCAGCCGCUACCACCUCUGCUACCUCUGUUACUACUAGCCCUCACUUGACACCAUCUCAACACCUCUGUAUUAAUUUUAUUCUAUAUCAGUAUGGUUAUUUUAUGCCAGUAUGAGUUCCGCAAGGGGCGUUCUACUGGCGAUCUUCUUGCUCUCUUUACUUGUUCUUGGUCAUCCUCUCUCAGCCGUUUCGGUGAAACUUUCUCAGUUGCGCUAGACAUAACGAAAGCCUUCGAUAGAGUCUGGUACAAGUCUUUGCUUUCUAAACUGCCCUCUUUCGGAUUCUAUCCUUCUCUCUGUUCUGUUAUCUCCAGUUUCCUUUCCAGCCGUUCUAUCUCUGCGGUGGUAGACGGUCACUGUUCUUCCCCCAAACCUAUCAACAGUGGUGUUCCACAGGGCUCUGUUCUAUCACCCACCCUCUUCCUGUUAUUCAUCAAUGAUCUUCUUUCCAUAACAAACUGUCCUAUCCACUCAUACGCUGAUGACUCCACUCUGCAUUAUUCAACUUCUUUCAACAGAAGACCCACUCAGCAGGAAUUCCAUGACUCCAGGCUGGAGCUGCAGGACGCUUAGCCUCAGACCUUACUAUUAUUUCCGAUUGGGGUGAAAGGAACCUUGAGUCCUUCAAUGCCUCAGAAACCCAAUUUCUCCGCCUAUCAGCUCGACACAAUCUUCCAAACACCUAUCCCCUAUUCUUCGACAACACUCAACUGUGACCAUCUUCAACACUAAACAUCCUCGGUCUAUCCUUAACUCAAAAUCUUAACUGGAAACUUCACAUCUCCUCUCUCACUAAAUCAGCUUCCUCGAGGUUGGGCGUUCUGUAUAGUCUCCGUCAGUUCUUCUUCCCCGCACAGUUGCUAUCCAUAUACAGGGGCCUUGUCCGCCCUCGUAUGGAGUAUGCAUCUCACGUGUAGGGGGGCUCCACUCACACAGCUCUCUUGGACAGAGUGGAGUCUAACGGCCAUAUUCUCAGUGAAGCUCUUCUCUCUUCGUCGAAGCGUCUCUUAGAGAGUGUGUUUCCGUUGAAGGGUAUGCCCAGUUCCUAACCUUCGAAACAAUCUUUCCGUGUAGUGUUGGUACUACUGCAAAUCAAACAAACGUUGAAAACCGAAACCUUAAUGCAAUUUAGGUACAUUUAUAUAAUGGAUUAUAUAGUGUGACUAAUAUUUAUGUAAACAGUGCUUGAUACAGUGACAUACAUUAUAUAUAGCAGAAAUUUUACAUUGAUGCAUUUAAUUGGUUGGUACCCGUGGCUAUGUUUGCUUCACUUUCAUAUCAUCCCGUUACCUGUGGGCGGAGCUUUGGAGACCUCGUUAGAAUAAACUGCUUUUAUUUUCUUUAUUUUCCUCCUGUUCCAUGAGACAUCUCUUUUUCCGUUCGUUAUUUCUCACUUGUAAAUAUAUUUUAACUAGCUUUAGAGCUCCUAUCAGUGGGUGGAAAAUGGUAGCAUCUAUAUUGCUGAGCUUUGCUAAGCUCCACCCACAGGUGACGUCACGAGUUUGGAGAUUGGCUGUGUUAAGCCCAGCACGGAGUACCAAAUACCACCACAUAUUCAUACAGACUUGUGAAACAAGCGCCCGGAGAAAGCCUGUUAGUCCGUCACUUUAAAAUUCAUCCCAGCAAUCUUAAUGCAUGCUUAUGGUUCGAAGUGCCCGCCCUACAAACGCUCAAAAAAGAUAACUGUUGUGAAUAGUUGAGACUAAAGGGCGGGGCGUGCUGGUUGAGAGGUGUGUUUCAGUGUUGGCUUAAAUUAUCAUAGGAACCGUGAAGUCUUGAAUAAACAGAAAAAUAUUGUUUCUCGCAUUGUAUUAUUUUUUAUAUAAGGCCUAGAAAACUUAAAUUGUUCUUAUACCCAAUUAAUAAUACAGCAACAUGGAAAAAUGUUGUAAUAAAGCAUUAAAUGUGCGAAGAUAUUAGCGAAGAGCGGGCCUUCACCUCCUCUUCGUCAAGAGAGGAAAUUAGUUCAUUUUUUUCCCGCUCGCCGCUUCGCGCGCUGCAUCAAAGACACUCCUUUCCACUGAGAAUACCGUUUGGUCCACGAAGCCUUGUUUCCUCGCGUGAAGGGGGAAGAGAUUCACUGAGAAUACGGCCGUAAGGCUCUUCGUCUCAUCAGCUCUCCUCCUCUUACUGAUAGUCUUCUACCUCUUAAUUUCCGCCGCCAUGUUGCCUCUCUUUCUAUCUUCUAUCGUUAUUUUCACGCUGACUGCUCUUCUGAACUUGCUAACUGCAUGCCUCCCCCUCUCCCGCGGCCCCGCUGCACGCGACUUUCUACUCAUGCUCAUCCCUAUGCUAUCCAAAUCCCUUACGCAUGAGUUAACCAGCAUCUUCACUCUUUCAUCCCUCACGCUGGUAAGCUCUGGAACAAUCAAUCUUCUUUCAUCUGUAUUUCCUCCUGCCUACGACUUGAACUCUUUCAAGAGGAGAGUAUCAGGACACCUCUCCUCCCGAAAUUGACCCCUCUUUCGGCCACCUUUUUUGAUUCUUUUAGGAACAGCGAGUAGCAGGCUUUUUUUUUUUAUUAUUGUUUCCUUUUUUUGUGUGCUCUUGAGCUGUCUCCUUUGUUGUAAAAAAAAAAAAAAAACAUUGUCAGCUAUGUAAUAGAUUGACAAAACUGACAGUUAUGAACAUAUAAAGGCGGUGGCUGAGUGGUCAGCGUGCGGGAGCAGUGUCGUAAAGGACCCGGGUUCGAAUCCUGUCCGCCGCUACAAGCUGACAAUUUUCAGUCAUUGCCGAGUGGCCUAACACUACCUGCAUGGUGUCCUAAUGAACAUCCAUUAGCCCGGACUCUAAAUCUCUAAGUGGAUCAAAAAUGAGCUCGGGGGAAGCAUGAGCCAAUCAAAAUCUCCCCACUAUGAAGCACUUGCCUGCCCCAUAACGGGCUCGAGCGGACCACCAGGCCCCACCAAGAAAGCCUACCGGCGCAAUAGGCUAAACGUAAAAAUAAAAAAAAAAAAAAAAUAAAUAAAUAAAAAAAAAAAGACAUUUUGAUGCUUUACCAGCAUGGUUAGUCGUCAUUCAUCCACACCAUGAUCCAAUUACUUUGUUAAAGCGUUGUCCGUAUGUAACUCCGGCACAUGUACUGUAGGUUCGUCCCCUUAUAACGAGCGCCUUCCCAGACAUUGUUUUCAUCUGAAUUUUCCAGCUCUCCUUUUACUCAGGUAUGCUUCCUUAAUAUCCAAACUAUUCACUGAUGCGAUGUUUUCAUUUCAUAACUUUUUGAUCAAGUAGUACGUGAAGAAUGAUAAAUGUUAUUGUUGGAUUGCUCUUCCGUAAUUAUGCUGCAUGCUCUGUAACUAUGCUUGACUCUACGGCUAAUGUAGUGACAAUAAAAAGACUUGACAGGAGGUUGAACGUUGUCUCCAGUUGUAGGAAGUUCAAUAGAUGAUGCAAUAAUAACUUCCUUUGGAUCGAAAUAUUUGUACUGUCGAACAGCAAUGCAAAUAAUAUUUCAUUCAAAAUUAUCUGACGGUUUACAUUAUCUAAAAGUGUUAAAUACAACUCGGUCAUUUUAAUGGCGACGUCUCGCGAUUUAAUUUUGUAGUGAUUUUAUGAGAAACAAUGCCAACCCCCUCACUACUUAUGGUGUUGUAUACACAGAUAUGUUUUGCAGAGUCAACAUUCAAAAGGAACGCUUUCAACUGUUUCCUUCCACACUCGCGUCGCGCUGGCUUGUUCAUUAGCCUCGCCAGUCCGGCCUCUCUGACCACCAACGCCCCUAUUCCUUGUGUCUUCCAAGCCCGUUAGGGGAAGAGUGUGAUGCAGUAUUUUCUACACUUAUACGGAAGACUUCAGGUGACCAGAGGCACGUUUUUUUUUUUUUGUUUUCUUUUUUACAGUUUAGUGUUACUGGCUUGGGAAGAUUGCACAGUUCGUGUAUGUAAUACAAUAUAACUAGUGGAUGCUGGCAGGGCACAGGGUUCGUCCAUCACCAAUACAUAAUAUACCCAUCAAAGGAGAGUCCUGCGAGUAGGUGUAGUUGACUUCAAGUUAAGUACGUGUCAGCAUUGUAUAUAAAACAAUAAACUAUACAGUAAUAA
Molecule: messenger RNA, 5805 nt
Organism: Eriocheir sinensis (Chinese mitten crab)
Lineage: Eukaryota; Metazoa; Arthropoda; Malacostraca; Decapoda; Varunidae
Product: bestrophin-2-like
Exons: 10
Coding region: 721-1752 (343 amino acids)
Molecular function (GO): chloride channel activity
Source: RefSeq, a predicted model, not a curated record